Messenger RNA from Drosophila kikkawai, 1230 nucleotides. Its product is annotated as splicing factor U2AF 50 kDa subunit-like. The record is from RefSeq and is a predicted model, not a curated record. Gene Ontology annotation, cellular component: nuclear speck; U2AF complex; commitment complex. NCBI's taxonomy places the organism in Eukaryota, Metazoa, Arthropoda, Insecta, Diptera, Drosophilidae. Gene Ontology annotation, molecular function: pre-mRNA 3'-splice site binding; poly-pyrimidine tract binding.
AUUUUGAAAUUUACAAAAGCUCGACAAUGAAAGAGAAAAGUAGCCGUCGCAAUAGUCUCACAGACCACUUCAGUGUCCUGCCCUACUAUUUGAACUCAACUCGCAAACCAUUCCGGGAUGAGCCGCCGCCGGUACUUGAACACUUCAACCUCACAGAGGUUAAUACAAUACAGGUGCCCGGCCCGAUCGCCUUCAGCUUUUUGCCAGACAUGCCCCAGGUGGCGGGACCAUGGGAUACGCCUCCGCCGAAACUUAAUCUCAUCAACCUACCUAAUACUAUGCAGGUGCCCGGUCAGAUCUCUUCCAGCGUUUUGCAAGAUGAACACCGUCGCCUGUACGUGGGGAACAUUCCGCCAAACAUUACCAAAAACAUGCUGCUGCAGUUCUUCAAUCAUCAAAUGCGUAUUCUCAACCUUGGUCCAAUAUUGGAGUGCCAAUUGUUUACGGCCAAAAGAUUUGCCUUUCUGGAGUUUAGUUCCGUUGAUGACACGACCCAAGCCAUGGCACUUAAUGGCAUCAACUUGAUGGGGAAAUACUUGAAGAUACGACGGCCGGAUAAGUACCAGCGCCCGGUGGUUAUACAGUCUUAUACGUCGACUUAUGUGGAUGCAAAAUCGCCCAACACAAUUUAUAUAGGAGCUUUGCCAAGUUUCAUAAGCGACGACCAGGUGAAGGAGCUGCUUUUGCCUUUUGGCAAGCUAAGAGCCUUUAAACAUGUUAAAGAUCUGCAAACUGGGAAAAGUAAGGGAUUUGCUUUUUGCGAAUAUGAGGAUGUCGGCGUUACCGAUCAGGUCGUUGAUGCCUUGAAUUGGCUGCAACUGUGCGACAGGAAACUGAUCGUUCAACGCGCCAGCCUGGGCGCCAAGAAGGCUCAGAAAGCGGCACACCCAAGCCUUUCAUCCACCGAGGUACUCUGCUUGGUCAACGUAGUCACCCUGGAUGAGCUGCGCCAAGAGAAAAGCGUUGAUAUCUUAAAGGGCAUCAGGGAGGAGUGCGAAAAGUUUGGUGUGGUGCGUAGCGUGGAGAUGCCACGUCCCAUUGAAGGCGAAGACGUUCCUGGAUGCGGCAACGUUUUUGUCUUAUUUGACUCGGCCUUAGACUGUCAAAAGGCCAAGGAGGAACUUUGUAAACGUAAUUUUAAUGGUCGCGCAGUUAUCACUUCAUAUUUUGAUCCCGAAAAAUACAACAGGCGCGAAUUCUAAAUAUAAACUAAAAUAUCAAUGUCUUGUA